GGGUAAGAGGAACAAGGCUCCUCCCUGAGAGUUUGCAAAAACAUUCCAGGAAAGUGAGAGCGGUCAAAGAAUUGGGAACUCUCAUAGCGGCCCCUCACACGGCCGCUAUCCUUUUCUGGUCUCAGCACGUGUAGUUAUACUGUACGUGUCGUGUUCACCGGUUGUUUGGAUCUCCGAAGACAGUUAUCGGAGGGCGAACCUGAAGCAGCAUUCAAACUCUGGAUAAACCAAGAAACUCAGCCGUCCCCACUGAUCGGCUCAAAAAUGAAGCCGGCGUUUGUCCUCCUCGUUUCGGCUGCCUGGAGUUUCACUGGAGCUCAGCAUUACUACCAGGGGCUGAUGGAUUAUCUGGACAAUAGGCUGUUGGCUAUCGAGGACCGCAUGCAGCUGUGGCACGAGCAAUCCCACCGCUACCACACGGAGCUGUUGGAUUUCAAAAAGCUGACCGAUGAGGCCAUGGUGGGUCUGAGAAAUCACCACAAGGUGAUGUUCAAAGACCUGGAAGGAGCUGCACUCCUAGUGGACCGGGUGGAGCAAGACAUGGACUACGUGGAAACCCAGACUUCCCCCCGGGCCUGUGCCACUCAGGCGGACAAGGUGGUCGAGCAGGGCGCCUGGAGGCUGGAGGAGAGCAGAGGAGAGGAAGAGGAGGAAGACGACUGGGUGGAGCUGCGCUCCGAAGUCUCUGACUGUGUGGAAAUCAUCUCUGGCAUCAGAUCAGUGAAGAUCCUGAAGAGAGUGGGCGGUCCCAAGGGCAUGUGGACCAGAGACCCCAAGUCGUCCAAGGUUUACGUCUUCAACGGGACAUCGGGGGACAACAUCUACCAAUUCAACUCCGUGCAAGAUUUUUCCCGCUCACCCGGCGUCGCCAGCAGCCGACAGAUCAGACUUCCCUCCGAUUGGAGAGGUCCCGGCAGCGCUGUCUUUGGCGGCCACCUGUACUACAUACAGCAGGAGGACGACGCGGACGUGCAGGUGGUCAGGUAUGACCUGCUGAGCGGCUCGGUGACCGACGUCGCCAUGUUCCCCGCGGAGAGUCGGGCCGCUGUCUACGGCCUCAACUCGGAAACCGUGGCUGACCUGGCGGCGGACGACCAAGGCCUCUGGCUGCUGUACGCGGCCGGUGACGGAGAGCCGAACAUCCACCUGGCGAGGAUGGAGCUGGCCUCGCUCGACAUCGAGCAGACCUGGGACACCCGGUGCCCGAGGGAGAACGCGGAGGCGGCCUUCGUGGUCUGCGGGACCGUCUACGUAGUCUACAACACGCGCCCGGCCAGCCGGUCCCGGAUCCAGUGCCUUUUCGACGUCAACGACAUGGUCAGCAGCGAGGAGGCCCCCCUGAUCUACUUUCCCAGGAGGUACGGGGCCCACGCCAGUCUGAAAUACAACCCGGAGGAAGAGCAGCUCUACGCCUGGGACGACGGCUACCAAAUCAUUUACAGACUGACCAUGAAGAGGAAACUCCUGGUGUGACAGCAGGAAGCGGAGUGACGUUUUCAGAGGUUGUGAGAAAGAAUUCACUCGUGCUACGCUAUAAGUCUUUGAAUAGCGCGCACACUCUACAUACGGGAUAGAUUUAAGAGGGGGUCCCAAUAGCAACGGCCUUUUUCAAGCAAAAUAAACAGCCUUUGAACUGUUAUUUAUUCAUUUUAUUCUCUUCUUUUGUGUUUUUGUAUUCGAAAAGAAACAUACAAAUGCCACUUUUGCAGAGGCUGUGAAAUCGUACCGCUACGAGAUGUUUUGUGUGUCCGUCCCCGAUGUAAUUUGACCAUUUGAUCCAGACGAAAACCAAUUUACGAGGUGCCUCCUCCUGCUUGUUAAGCCACUGGCUGCGUUGUCAUUAUACGCUGUUUUCCCUUCCCCCGAAACUCACAGUAUGGACUCCAUUUUUGCAUAAGUAAUUUAAUCAAAGAAAAUAAAUUAUUUCACAAAACUGAUAACACAAAAAACAACAAGAACAAACCGCUGUUGAUUUUCAGACUUGUUCAAACAAAAUAAAUAAACAAUUUAUCAAUAAAAUAAUGUCUGAUAUUA
This is a messenger RNA of Gasterosteus aculeatus aculeatus (three-spined stickleback), 2034 nucleotides long. RefSeq names its product olfactomedin-like 3a (gene olfml3a). Gene Ontology annotation, biological process: signal transduction. NCBI's taxonomy places the organism in Eukaryota, Metazoa, Chordata, Actinopteri, Perciformes, Gasterosteidae. The record is from RefSeq and is a predicted model, not a curated record.